AGUGGAGUGGUAGCUGAGGUGGGAGAGGCAUUAGGCGAGGUGGUGUGAGGGCGGGAGGAAGGGCGGGAAAAAAGAAAUUCCAAAGUGUGGUGUGAUAAUGAAGGGCGGCAGGUGAAGGAGUUCGUGCAGUGAGGGAGAUGCUAGCAGUGAACAGGCGGUAGAGGUGAGGGGGCAGCGGAUGGUCAGGAAAGACCAAACCAUAGGAGUCAAGAAAUCAGGGGAAGGGCAAAGAGGGAUGCUAAGGCCCUUCGAGGGUUGGCAUUCCAAGGGGUAAGGGGGAGGGUUAGGAGGUGUGUUGGCGUUAGGGGCGGGGAAUAGUACUCAAGGUGGGUCGUAGAUGUUGUUUGUUAUAGGAGUAGUAGAAGUGUGGGGCUGUGAGGGACCCAUGCAGGGAUCGUGAUGGCAUGCAGGGGCUUGCGUGUGCAGGAUGGCGCUGGAGGGCGCGCUUUGCAGGCGCCGGUUGAUGUCUGUUGCACCUUGUGCAGCUAGGAGAACAAGGACUGCUGGGAUGCUUGGUGGCACCAGGAGAAUAAUGGAUGUUACGGUAUGUUACAUGUGUGCUGCUCCUGUUGUUGGGUGAUGUAUGGCGAUCCGAGAAAUGAAAUCUAUGUGACUGGCGGCAGUAUUGUUAUUGGGCUGUUAUGCGGCCCUUAUGCCUGUUAAUUAACGCGUGUGUAGCAUGCUAGGGUUCGGUUCGGCGCAGCGGUAAGAUCGUACAGCCAUGUUUGAUGCCUCCAUGCGUGUACUUGCGAUAUGUGCCGGGCAGGGGGGGGAGGCACGCGGAAGGUUGGAUUGCUGGGGAAUGCACAUGCUGGAAUGGGUCUGGCCGUUCCCUGGUGAAGGUAGAACGGGCAAUAAUGGUGCGUAAAUGAGCGUAAAUGGUUGUACAUGACUUCAUGCGUAUGCAAAUGUGCCUAGGUACAUGCCCGUUCCCUUACAUCGGCGUCGAGGGGGGUACGGCCAAGGGUACGGCACAGGAGUUGGAACGUCGUAAGCCACUCAACAUUACGAUUACUCACCCAUGGCGUUGGCUUGUCGUGUACUGGUAACAACUUCUGGUUUUCAAGGCUGCGUCAAUGCCACACGGUGUCACGUCAAUGCCAACUGCUGCUGCUGGCGGACAACAAUCCCACAAGGAAGGCUUUCUCAGACGACCCAUCACUGAAAGAAUUACACAUUGCAAAGUACCUUUUCUCGCCAAGAACCAAAACCAAAAACAGGCAUUUUGCUAUUGCCAAGCGUACGUGCGGUCAUCGCCUCCUUGUAAUGGGUGCAGCUCCGUCGACGUCUUCGCCUACGCUUUCCCAGUCCUCCAUCCCUCCGGUGCAACUGCCAUCACCGCUUGGCAGCAGCCAUGGACCAGACGGAGUAUGGUACUUCGCAUAUGGAAGCAACAUGAAUCCAAAUACGUUGACUGGUCGUCGUAAGGUGGUACCUCUCGAGUCCUGGCCUGCCGUUCUUCACGGCUGGACCUUGAGCUUCAGGAUGCUCGGCCUGCCGUACACGGAACCCGGGUUCGCCACCAUCGAGCGUGCCAGCAACGACUGCUCCGGCGCCAGCAGCAGCCCCAGCCCCAGCGCUGCCAGCAAACCCACCCGCACCAGCACCAACACCAGCAGCGACGGUACCAACAGCAGCACCAGCAGCAGCAGUGGUAGCCCCCACAGCCCUGGGCAGCAACAUCAGCAGCACAGCAGCGGUGACAGCGACAGCGACGGCGCCAGCAGCAGCACCAGCCGGUGGCUCCGCGAGGUGCACGGGGUGCUGCACCGGGUUCGGGUGGCGGACUGGGUGCAGGUGAUGGCCACGGAGGGGGUGUCAGGCGGCAAGACGAGCUACCGGGUGGUGGAGGUGGAGGUGGUGCUGUACGACGGGCGCCGUACUCGCGCGCUGACGCUGCAGGGGCAGCCGCCCUCGCUGCACUCGCCCGCCCGGCCCGUGGCGCCCUCGCGCCGCUACCUCGACCUGCUGCGAGAGGGCGCCCGCCACCACGGGCUGCACCCCGCCUACCUCGCCCACCUGGACUCCCUGCAGCCCUACCAGCGGGCCGGAUGGGCGCCGGUGGUGGGGCGCGGCGCCGCACUGGCCCUGGCGCUGCCGCUGCUGCUGCCGCUGCUGCCGCCCGUCCUGUACCUGCGGGCAGCCAGUGCGAGGAAGGCCGGCGGGGCUGCUGCUGCGGGUGCUAGGGCGGGCGGUGGUGCGGGUGGUGGAGCUGGGGCACGAACGGCAAGGUUGACGGCAGGAGCAAGGAGCGGAGAGGAGAAGGGUGAUAAUGACAGCAGCACCAGCAGCGGCGGGAGCAGCAGUGCUGGCAGCGGCGACGGGGGCGCAAUCUCAGUCGUGGCCGCGGCGGCGUCGGCGACCCAGUACGCCUCGGAUUUGCCGUCCAAAACGGCGGCUGCAGUGGCGUCGGCGGCGCCGCCGGCGGCGGAAGAGCUCAGUGCAAGCAUCGCGCGCGCGGCAGCGGCGCCGUCUGAGGGGCCACUACCACCCGAGCUGCUGCGCCCGCCGCUGACGUUACCAUUCGGCAGCGCGGUGAGCUACUACAUCCUGGGGGUGCAGUGGGUGAUAUGGGUCGUACAUGAUUACGUGGCGGCACCUGUACUGGGCAGCGGCAGCGCAGGUGGCAGCAGCGAGGAUGCAGGAAACUGAGGUGUACGGCGGUGUACGGCAGUGUACGACAGUACUUGGUGAUUGUGCGGGUAUCUGCAGUGGGCAUGUCGGCGCUUAUGAGUUCGCCGGGACGGUUCGGUCUAAGGAGGCAGUUGCACUGUGAACUGGGAGGACAUUGCUGGCAGCGACUUGCAUGGUGUGAGGGGUAGCGUUGCGAGGGGUGUACCGGUAUUUUCACGAGCAUGAGGGUAUACUAAAGAGAAUGACGAGGGUAUAGCGUAAGAGAGGGCACGCGAGGAGCAUCAUGGUGAUAGUGGUGGUGUGUAUAUAUGAUAAUGCGCGCAUGGCGGCGGCGUGCUGCACGGAUCCGUUGUCUGCUGUUGUCCCACAGCCCCUGGUGGCCCCCGGGGACUCGGCGCCGAGGCGUGGCGCUGUGCAGGCGGUGGGUACAUAAGGCUGAUGCUGGGGCGCUGGCGUCGACUUCCCUUAAACAAGGUCGGCUUGGGUUGUGUCGGAAGGGCAUUUGCGACCGGGUGGCAUCACGUGCAGGUCCGCAGCGAAGUGAUUUGGGCCGGCAUGAGUUGUGUAACAUAGGUACGCAACAGCGUGGAGAGCAGCAUGAGGGAUGUGCAUGGAGUGGGACAUGCGCUGUGAUGUGCAGCUGCUGGGGGGUCCUGGGCAGGUAUGCGCUGUGGAAAAGAAGGGUCGCACAUGCUCGUGGCUUAGUAGUUUUGCAAAGGCUGGGCUGGACGAGCUUCCAUGUGGCACAGGUGUGGUACCGGUAUGUAGGUCUCACAUGCACCUGGGGGAUGGGUGGUGCUAGAAGGAUGUUGCUACCUCGGCGUCCAUUAUUCCACGUGAUAGUGGCCCAAAUGUGUAACAUUAUGUGUGAUGAUACAUAAGGUUGGGCGUGGUCUGACACGUGUACGCGCUAAACCAUGGACGUGUCAAGCAGUCGACUGUAGAGCGCCGCAGACUUGCCGAUUCAUGGCUGCCAUCUACCAACCCAUACCGUCCCGCUGGGUCGGGGUCUGGUCUAUGUUGGAAUCCAAGUGUACAGGACGCGUAGUGUAUAAGGGAUUGUAAUAAGAUAGCAUUGAAGGCAGCAGAAAGGUUGGUAGGUUGUCCUAGUGCGCUGACGUACUGAACUCCAUGCAACGUUAGGGUUCAUGUCAUCUUAGUCACAACGACGCAACGUUGUUCAAUGAAAACAGAAAGCAUUAAGAUCUUGUAAACCUGUACCCAUUCCUAUUGUGUAGCGCACUGCAUUUCAUUGACAAAGCGAAAAAACUUUAGGUGCUGACAUUAGGGAGGCGCGAAAUGUUGAAGCUAUUUUCCGUCAAGGAUAAGCAGAAGCAGCAGCAAGACGCGGCGAAUGCCGGAGGCCCUAAGCCCGGGAAACUAUCAGCUGGCGAACUUCGCAUCCAAAAAGACAUGGCCGAGUUGAACCUUCCACCAAACAUCACGAUCCAAUUCCCUGAUGGAAAGGAUAAGAUGAUGCACUUCUUCAUUACUAUCCGGCCAGACGAGGGGAUAUACAGGGGCGGCAAAUUCAACUUUGAGUUCAACAUCCCAACUGGGUAUCCACACGACGCGCCGAAGGUGCUGUGCACGACAAAGGUGUACCACCCCAACAUCGACUUGGAGGGCAAGAUCUGCCUCAACAUCCUGCGCGAGGACUGGAAGCCCGUGCUGUCCAUCAGCUCCGUGGUGUACGGCCUGCAGUUCCUGUUCCUGGACCCCAACCCCGACGACCCGCUCAACAAGGAGGCGGCGCAGAUGUUCGUGGACAACCCGCGCCAGUUCGAGCAGUACGUGCAGCGCGCCAUCCACCACGGCACGUACAUCAACAACGUGCACUUCCCCUCGUGCCCCGCGUGAGGGCGAGCGCACACACACACACACACACGUUUCGCCUCGCGGCCAGUUAUUUUAACACACACACAUUGGGGGAGCUCUCCGAGCUCUCAGGCGGUGGAGGCGGUGCGACGUGCGAUGCUGCGGGGGACCUAGGGAGCAGCGAAGGAGGGGCCUUGUGGUGGGUUUGCUGCACCCUUCCAUGAGCAUUAGCGUGCUGUGGCUAAUGCUUAUGAAAGCAUUAGCACAGCAGCGGUAGCAGCAGUGGCAGAGUACGGCUGCGGAGCAAAGCGGUGCAAGCAGCAGCAGCGAUGAUGGUGACGACGACGCCUUCGUAGGCGCGGCAGGCGCUGGUGAGGAGCGGCAGCAGGCCUUGGCGGAGCGGAGGAUACGUGCAUGCCGGGGGUGGUUUCGUGGUGUUGGGACGUGGUGACGGAGCUGCUGCACGCAAAGAGGCGAGGAGGGCUUGGCGUUCCGGAGGCAGCCGGUAGGCGGGAGGAGGAGCUGGGUCCGGGCAUGGGAGGGGCUGGGGUGUCAAGGCUGGUGUUGGGCACGUGAAGUCUCACUUAUGCCGACCGGAAAAGCCGGCAGCCAGGGCUGUGGCCGUGGGCCCCGGUACAUAGCAAGCUGCAGGUAAGGAAGGUUGCGGAGCAACAUGAAGCGGCGUGACGGGUGGCAGCGUGGGUGUACGAGGCAGGGUGCAUGUUGCGGAGCUGCUGGUGGGUGCAUGGUGGGGGAGGUCGUGUGCUGCAAGUUGACUGGGGCAUGCGGCCGCAUGGGCAAGGCUUUGCGUUACUUAUGAUGCCGGGGCCGGGGCAAGACGCAUGUUUGGGUGGAGGCGUAAUGGAAUGAUGGAAGUGGCGUGUUGCUGCAGCUGACAUCUGGUGUGCGCUGGCUAAGUUAAGGAGGGCGGCGGUGGUGUGCCAUGCUGUGAGCGGCCUGGGGGGUGCCAAGCUAACGUUGUUUGGAGUCCUUGCAUGCGGCAUGCGGGUUUACUCCUGUUCAAGGCGUAUGCCUGGGAGGGUGAUGUUAGCAAUGCUGCUGAUGUUACCUAUUUUCCGAUGCUGGUGGCUGGAGGUGAAGAAAGCGGCUGGGAGCGCCGAAACGGUGCUGGACUGCAUAUGCUUUUAUAUGCGAAUGCGGACAUGCCUUAGAGCUGCCCGUUAAGGCUGCCACGACUGUCGUUAACAAUCUGUUUGUGACAAUUUGCUGAAUGCUCGAAGUUGCAUUCUCAAAAGAUGGUGCUGACUGAAUUUAUCCUCUCCGCUCACGCAAGACACUUCCUUGCUCCUGGACAGCUAGUACAACGGCAA
Molecule: messenger RNA, 5783 nt
Organism: Astrephomene gubernaculifera
Lineage: Eukaryota; Viridiplantae; Chlorophyta; Chlorophyceae; Chlamydomonadales; Astrephomenaceae
Source: the annotation of a GenBank genome assembly